Messenger RNA from Sinocyclocheilus rhinocerous, 1685 nucleotides. RefSeq names its product inturned planar cell polarity protein (gene intu). Gene Ontology annotation, biological process: nervous system development; cilium assembly; establishment of planar polarity. The record is from RefSeq and is a predicted model, not a curated record. Lineage: Eukaryota; Metazoa; Chordata; Actinopteri; Cypriniformes; Cyprinidae. Gene Ontology annotation, molecular function: protein binding. The coding region runs from base 84 to 1685 and encodes 533 amino acids. Gene Ontology annotation, cellular component: cilium; cytoplasm. The transcript has 10 exons.
CAUAGCAAGACGCUGUUGCCGUUCAAAAGAAGAAUCCGCAUUUUUAAACAGAUCUAACGUUUAUUGAGUAGAAAAAUGCGUUAAUGGCUUCUAGACGUGUUAAAGACGGAACCGGAACGGGGUUCGAGUCCGACUUACGCGAAAAUAAGGAGGAAGAUGGAGGGAGCGAAACUGAUUCUGAUGCAUCAAGUUACAGUUACUCAGAUUACUCCGAUGACCUGGAGCCGGAAUGGCUGGAUGACGUCCAGAAGAACGGUGAACUCUUCUAUCUGGAGCUGAGUGAGGGAGAGGAAGAAGCUCUGCUGGCCCAGGUCUCUGCCAAUCACUCCGCUGCCACCAAUCACGUCCGUUUCAGUGAUAAGGAGGCAGAGAUUAUCACCGACAAUGGCAAAAAGCAAGCAGCCUCUGGCAAAUCCGAAGCAAAACUCAAGAAGUUCACCAAGAUCCUGAGACGAAAGCGGCGACCAUCUCAAAGGAAAGCCGCCGAUGGAAAAGACGCAGGGUCUUCCCAGCGUCCCACCUCCAUAUUGAAGAAUCAAGCGGGCCAGCGGCCUGGAGUCGUGGUCCAGCAGCAGCGUCUGAAGGACGUGUGCGUGUAUCUGAACCCCAAACGUCUCGCCGGUUCCACGUCUCCGUCUCCUGAGAGAGGUGGAUUGUUAGAGGCCUUGCUGGGUGUCGUUCACCGUCCAGGAGGAAAUGCUGGGAAAAAAGGGGGAAAACUCAUCAUCCAUGGUCUGGUCCCACACAGUCCCGCUAGCAAGUGUGCAGAAAUUCUUAUCGGUGAUGGCCUGGUUGCUGUGGACGAUGUGGACGUUACUUCAGAAAAUAUUGAGAGGGUUUUGUCCUGUAUACCAGGCCCCACACAGGUGAGGUUGACUCUGGAGACGGUCUGUCCCGUCGGGAUCGGUCCGGACUCUAGAGCGAAGGCGGCUCCUGCGGUCAGUCAGCUGGUGCGUCUGCUGUGGGGCGAGGACACCGUCGAGCUCCAGAUGUCCAUCGCACAUGUCCCACACAUAGUCAUGUACCUCUCGCUCAAACUGGACUCCGAUUCACUGCAGGACGAGCAGGAGAUUUUGUACCAGUAUCCGGCGUCUGAAGCUGCAGUCCAGCUGAAAGCGGUGAGAGGCAUUUUCCUGACGCUCUGUGACUUGCUGGAGAACGUCACAGGAGGACAGAUAGUCAGUUCGUCUCUGUGGCUCCAGCAGCAGUUGGUUCAUGUGGGCUACUGGAAGGAAGGAUCCAGUCUGCUGGUGAUCGCUGUACCUGCCAGCAGGGUUCCUCUGUUGUAUCUGCAGACUGUGAUUGAGGGAGCUGUCCGAACGCUCAAGGUCAUGUACGGCUCUCUUGACAGCUGCUUCCGUGAGGAGAACGCUCCUCGUCUGGAUCACUUCUUCUGCCUCUUCUUCCAGCAGCUCAUCCAGCCCUGGCGUUUGAUUGACAGCUCCAGACCACCCAGCCCUGACAUCUCAGGGAGCCUGUUCUUAGACGGCCUGCCGGCUGUCCGGUGGCUCACUUUACCAGCAGACAUAAAGGUUGAAGUGGACACUGUGCUCUCAGACUUUGAGUCGUCAGAUUUUGGUGACAUGAUCCCCAGGUUAAAGCAUCCUAACCCUUUCUAUUUGGGCUCUUUGAGGAAGAGUCUGACUGACAGAGAAACUGAGGAGAUGCACAACGUUCUCAAGUGA